GUGCUUGCGUGGGGAGGAGAAAGGUGGUACCCGUUUCACGGAAGCUCCUGACCACUCGCCAACAUGGUAGUUUUCACGUGCAAUGCGUGUGGAGAAUCUGUGAAGAAAGCGCAAGUGGAGAAACACGUGAACAUCUGCAGAAACUGUCAGUGCCUUUCUUGCAUGGAUUGUGGCAAGGAUUUCUGGGGUGACGAUUAUAAGGAACAUGUGAAGUGUGUAAGCGAAGACCAGAAAUACGGUGGAAAAGAUUUUGAAGCCAAAACUAAUAAAGGAGAUGCUAAACAACAGGAGUGGAUUCAGAAAAUUCAUGAAGUAAUGAAGAAGCCAAACAUAAGCCCUAAAGUGCGGAACAUUCUGGAGCAAAUGCGUGUCUUUGAUAAUAUUCCAAGAAAAAAAGGAAAGUUUCAGAAUUGGAUGAAGAACAGUUUGAGAAUUACCGACAGCACUUUGCAAGACCAAGUGUGGGAUAUUUUCUCUGAAGCAACCAGAAAUAUUUCAAGUGAAAAAGAACAAGACAAACCACAACAGAAGGAAGAGGGGCAGUCUGCAGAAACUGUGGAAAAAACAAAGGGAGAAGAAAAUGGAAUUACGGAUGAUAAAAUGGAGAGGAAAAAGAAUAAAAGAGAACGAAAAGAAGAGAGGCAAAAGAACAAAAAGAAGGAGAAAAAAGACUUGAAAUUAGAAAACCAGUCAGAAGUAAAAAAGAGUAAAAAGUCCAAAAAAGGAAAGGAGAGCUUGGAGAAUGAAUUUGAAAUAAAUGGAAAUGGCCAUCAGAGUGAAAUAGAAGAGGAAACAAAUGUAAAGAAGCGCAAACAUAAACAUGCAGAAGAGGAACCUCAUAUCACAACAAAGAGAAUGAAAACUGAAAACACUUCAGAAGACAUGGAAACAGAAAACGCCAAUGGCAAUGAAGAAAACGUGGGAACAGAUAAAGGUAAAUUCAACUGGAAGGGAACCAUCAAAGCUGUUCUGAAACAGGCUCCAGACAAUGAAAUUUCAAUUAAAAAACUAAGAAAAAAGGUUAUAGCUCAAUAUUAUGCAGUAGCUGGUGAACAUCACAAAUCAGAAGAGGAUAUUCUGGUCCUAUUUAAUAAGAAAGUGAAUAACAAUCCCAAAUUUAAAGUUUUAAAGGACAAAGUUAAACUCCUGAAAUAAGAGUUUGCGCACUUUUCAUAACCUUGCAUUUUAAUCUUGCAGACUUGAGUCAAAUUCUUCUGUCAGCUGUACGAAUACGUGCAUCGGUCUCAAUUUAAAUUGUGUAUGUGAGAGCGGAAUUUAACUUUUAAGACUGGAUUCCUCUUUUUCUAGAUUUAUCACAGAACAUUUUCAGAUAUUUUUUGAUGUUAUGGAAAAUUUAUAUUUUUUGGUACAAGUUUUAAGAGGCAUUGAAAAUAAUUACUGCCUACUGUAUUAAAAUUCUUCCAGUAAUGGAUAUAAUUUAUAGGCAUAAAUGUUUAUCAGGACCUGGGUUGUGGAGCUUUUUGCAGAAACUACUGUAAGAGCAAACAGGAUUCUCAUACUCAAAAACCCACUGUGGAGUAACUGUUUUGUUAUGCUAAAAUUCAAAAUGGUAUGACUGAUACCCCCUUACACACUGUAGCUAUAUGCAAGCUUUAAAUACCUGUUAAUUCUGUGUUGUAAAAUGCAUAAUUAAAGUGUCUGUCAAGUUUGUGUAUGUAAUAUUGCACAAUCAGUGAAAAUCUAAAGACUGUGUUACCUGUAUAAGCAUAGUUGCUGAAUGUUUUAAUUAGGAAUGCAACCGACUUCAAUAUAAGUGGUCACAUGGACUAAAAAUUGACUGAUGAAAUAAAUUACUUUAAAACACCACCUUAAAGAUAAUAGAUCUUGCCACUUCAUGAUUGUAUAAUAAAGUCAUAGAUAUACAAAAUUUGAAGAGGCUGUUACAUUGCAGUCAAAACAAUUUAGGCAGGCUAGAAAUCUUACAUGUCUGUAAGAGGCAGAGUUGCCUGGGGAAAGUUAUGUGAACUUUACAGGGUUUUAAUCAAAUGCAAAAUACUUCCAGACAGGGAGUUUCCUACCAUGAACACUUGUUGAAGGAUGUUAAGAACCUACCAUGUUAAAAUCCUACCAUGAAGGAUGUUAAAAACAGUGGUAGAAAGCCAGUGAAAAUUUCUUGCAGUAGAUGGUACAGUGCUUUGGGAAAUUGCAUAGCGAUUUCGAGCAGAUACACUUUUGUAAAA
Molecule: messenger RNA, 2201 nt
Organism: Egretta garzetta (little egret)
Lineage: Eukaryota; Metazoa; Chordata; Aves; Pelecaniformes; Ardeidae
Gene: LYAR
Product: Ly1 antibody reactive
Exons: 8
Coding region: 64-1155 (363 amino acids)
Biological process (GO): rRNA processing; negative regulation of transcription by RNA polymerase II
Cellular component (GO): nucleolus
Molecular function (GO): DNA binding
Source: RefSeq, a predicted model, not a curated record